AUGUACAAGUCCGAAAUAGAAACAUCUUCGACUGAAUCUGCCACAAAUGCUUCUUCCCCGCAACAUCUUGAAAUAGAAACAAGUUAUAUGUCAAACGACACAUCAAGAUUGGUAAAGAAGAAGAAGACGAGCACAAAGGCAUUAGUGAAGCGUCUACUAGGCGUUGUGACUGACUUAAGUUCUAAAGUAGACUGUGUAUUACAGAAAAAAGAUGAACCAGACACAAAUGUUGAACUAGACAGAGGGUUUCGAGAGGAGGAGGAGGUGGAGGAGGAGGAAGAUAUGAUAAAUGAAGAGGAGGAAGAAAAAUAUUACCAUGAUACACAUUUUGACUAUGAUGAUAUAGGUACUCAUGGUUUGGAGGGGGAAUUUGGGCCUACACCUACGCAUGUUGAGCCGUCAUCGGGCGUGGGUGAACAUCACACAAAAGAAAUGACUCCUAUUGUUAGGCCGCAACGAAAGAGGGGGUGUUCCAUGGUUCUAUUCCCCAUAAACGUUCCUCAUGCCCAUUGGUUUUUGGCAGUGCUACAUUUAGAUAUUUGGAAAGUACACAUUUAUGAUUCAGCACGAUGUAUGAAUUACUUCACAACGUACUUGACUGGUGGAGAAUUCAAAAGUUUUGGGGAUAGUAUAAUCGAAGAGCUAGAUGUCAUUGACUACUGGAAGGAUUUCCCCGAUGGACACAAAGACAACGCAGUUGUGGAGUUUAUUGAUAUUGUAGACGCGCCACAACAAGAAUAUAUUAUUAAUAGAGGGGAUUGUGGAGUAUUCGUAAGCAUGUAUAUGGAAAUGAUUGUUUUGGGGGUACCGGUGAAGAGUGAUAAGCCAUGUAGAGAUGCGGGAUUUCUCUACAGAAAUAGGAUGACAAAUAUUAUUUGGGAUACUAAAUAACUUGAUGUUUGGAAGUUUGUAUACAUUAUUAUGAAAUACUUGUUUUUAGU
Lactuca virosa is the source of this 941-nucleotide messenger RNA. Lineage: Eukaryota; Viridiplantae; Streptophyta; Magnoliopsida; Asterales; Asteraceae. The record is from the annotation of a GenBank genome assembly.